Archocentrus centrarchus (flier cichlid) is the source of this 2457-nucleotide messenger RNA. It is a transcript of the gene sacm1lb, whose product is annotated as SAC1 like phosphatidylinositide phosphatase b. The coding region runs from base 46 to 1821 and encodes 591 amino acids. Lineage: Eukaryota; Metazoa; Chordata; Actinopteri; Cichliformes; Cichlidae. The transcript is spliced from 22 exons. Gene Ontology annotation, biological process: phosphatidylinositol dephosphorylation. Gene Ontology annotation, cellular component: endoplasmic reticulum. The record is from RefSeq and is a predicted model, not a curated record. Gene Ontology annotation, molecular function: phosphatidylinositol-4-phosphate phosphatase activity.
CUGACGGCGGCUGGUUGACACGUCACUGAGGUUGUGGUAGGAAAAAUGGCGAGCGCCUUUCAGAGUUUGAGCCUGCGCACCACACCGGAGAGGUUUUACAUAGAGGCUUGUGAUGAUGGCUCCGUGGACGUUCUGGCUAUUGACAGGGUGUCAGCUGAGAUGACUCUAACAGUGAGAAGGGACAUCCCUGCAUCAGCUGAGACCAGGCCAAUAUGUGGACUGAUGGGAACUAUACGGUUGGUGGCAGGCAUGUACCUGGUUGUCAUAACAAAGAAGAAGAAAGUGGGAGAUUUGCUGGGCCAUGCUGUUUGGAAGGCUCUGGACUUUGACAUAAUCUCCUAUAAAAAGACAGUACUACACCUGACAGACAACCAGAUGCAAGACAACAAGACCUUCCUGUCCAUGAUCAGCAACGUGCUUCAUACAGAUGGUUUCUACUUUGCCACAGACUAUGAUCUGACCCACACUCUGCAACGCCUGGCAAACACCAGCCCAGAGUUUCAAGAGAUGAGCCUUCUGGAGAGGGCAGAUCAGCGCUUUGUCUGGAAUGGCCACUUGUUGAGAGAAUUCACAGCACAGCCAGAGUUGCACAUGUUUGUGUAUCCUGUCGUCCAUGGCUUCAUUACCAUGAACUCGAGCUGCAUCAAUGGGAAGGUGUUUGAGUGGAGCGUUAUCUCCAGGAGGAGCUGUUUCAGGGCAGGUGUCCGCUACUAUGUCCGAGGUAUUGAUUCAGAGGGACAUGCUGCUAACUAUGUGGAAACAGAGCAGAUACUGCAGUACAACGGUGCACAGGCUUCAUUUGUUCAGACAAGAGGCUCCAUCCCCUUCUACUGGUCCCAAAGGCCCAAUCUGAGGUAUAAACCAAAGCCACAGAUCAGCAAGACAGUCAACCAUCUGGAUGGAUUCCAGAGACACUUCGACUCCCAGAUUAUUCUCUAUGGAAAACAAGUCAUUUUGAACUUGAUAAACCAGAAGGGCUCAGAAAAGCCAUUGGAGCUGGCAUUUGACAAGAUGGUGACCAGCUUGGGUAAUAGCAUGAUCAGGUACUUAGCAUUUGACUUCCAUAAGGAGUGCAGUCAGAUGAGGUGGCACCGCCUGCAGAUCUUACUUGACAUGGUGGCUGACAUGCAGGAUGAAUUUGGAUAUUUUCUAGUGGAUGCAGAUGGAAAAGUGCUGUCAAAUCAGGAAGGGACUUUUCGGAGCAACUGCAUGGACUGUUUGGACCGUACUAACGUCAUCCAGAGCCUGCUGGCCCGACGCUCUCUUCAGUCGCAGCUGCAGAGAAUGGGAGUUCUCCACAUGGGUCAGCAGCUCGAAGAGCAGACAGACUUUGAGAAGAUGUACAAGAACGCCUGGGCAGACAAUGCUGACGCAUGUGCCAAGCAGUAUGCUGGAACUGGUGCCUUAAAGACUGACUUUACCAGAACCAACAAAAAAUCAAAAUGGUUUGUUUUACCCAAGAAUUUGGUAAGAGUAAUAAGAACAUUUAAAAAAAACUUUGCAGAGAAGCUGAGGUGGCCUUUCCCCCUGCAGGAUUCCACUGAUUUGUUUCUGGGGAACUAUGUUGUGGAUGAAGCUGACUGGACCACCCCACUGCGUGACCCCAAAGACUGGAAGUUUCUGACAUUGCCCAUUAUCAUGGUUGUUGCAUUUUCCAUGUGCAUCAUCUGCCUCCUGAUGGCUGGUGACACAUGGACUGAGACCCUGGCUUAUGUCCUGUUUUGGGGAAUAGCCAGUGCAGUAACGGGCGGUCUUAUCCUCUUUAAUGGACGCGACUUUGUAGACGCUCCUACGUUGAUCCAGAAGGAGAAGCUGGACUGAAUGUGUGUGUGUGGAAAGCAGCUAGGCCCUAGCGAACUCACCACCCCAUCCUCUAGUUCUUCAUCACUUUAUCCGCAGCAUCAGAAGGCCUGGAGCCUUUACUAAUGUAAGCUGGAGCGAGGAGGGUGGUGGGCAGCGAGGCUGGCUUUGUGUACGAGAACAGGACAGAGACUGCGAGUGCACAGGCCUGCUGCUCUCCACACUGUAGCAGAUGGGACGGUCUGUCCGCAGGUUGAACUCAACGCUGAACCUCAGGAGUUUGUUCUGACUGCAUGUCAUUGUUCCUGAUUUAAAUGGAAUGCUGUGGACCUAUGUAACUGUAUUUCAUGUUGUUCCCCACCUCAUUCCCUUUAUGGAAGCACUGGGAUCAGACUUGUGUAUAAUGUCACAGCACAGCUGUAAAGAAAUGACUGUACUCUUCAUUUUCCUGCUUUUAGUUUUGCAGAUAUACAUGUUUAUCCACAUUGUAAAUGCAGAGUAGGCGUGUCCUAGGUUAAACGCUGCCUGCUACACCGUCUGCAUUUUAAGAUCAGAACCAGGUUGACAGUUCAAAGAAAUGUUGCCUUUGCUGCUUGGAUUUACUCGGUUAGUGUUUCAUUGGAAAUCCUUUAUUUUGUUAUAUAUCCACUGACAACA